This is a messenger RNA of Penicillium waksmanii, 480 nucleotides long. RefSeq names its product mediator of RNA polymerase II transcription subunit 31. NCBI's taxonomy places the organism in Eukaryota, Fungi, Ascomycota, Eurotiomycetes, Eurotiales, Aspergillaceae. Gene Ontology annotation, molecular function: transcription coregulator activity. Gene Ontology annotation, cellular component: core mediator complex; mediator complex. The record is from RefSeq and is a predicted model, not a curated record. Bases 1 to 480 code for a protein of 159 amino acids. The transcript has a single exon. Gene Ontology annotation, biological process: regulation of transcription by RNA polymerase II.
AUGGAGCCGCAGCCCACCGACACUCAGGGCGUGCAGCCUCCUCCCACUCUUACAAACCCUCGAUUUACUCUGGAACUCGAGUUUGUGUCCUCCCUCGCCAAUCCCUAUUACUUGUCCCACCUUGCAGUCAGCUAUCCGAGCCUCCUUGGAAUCUCCCGCGCCGAUGAUGACGACGAAUCCUCCUCUGCUACCGAUGCAGAGGCAUUCACCGCAUACCUCGCUUAUCUCUACUCCUACUGGAAAACCUCGGAAUACUCGCAGUUCCUGACUCACCCUGGUCCGACUCUGCGCGCGCUUCGUUUGCUUCAGGAGGACAAGUUCCGCCGUGAGAUCAUCUUGCCUCAGGUUAUCGAAGGACUUGCAGGUCUGGGCGUGCUCAAUGACCCCUCGGUAGCUGCAGCUGCAGCUACAGCUACCGAUGGUAAUGCUGCAGACCAAAUUGCCGAACCGCAAGAGGACCAAAAUGGUACAAAGACAUGA